Polypterus senegalus (gray bichir) is the source of this 672-nucleotide messenger RNA. RefSeq names its product transmembrane protein 150B (gene tmem150b). NCBI's taxonomy places the organism in Eukaryota, Metazoa, Chordata, Cladistia, Polypteriformes, Polypteridae. The record is from RefSeq and is a predicted model, not a curated record. The transcript is spliced from 6 exons. Bases 7 to 672 code for a protein of 221 amino acids.
CGCAACAUGUGGGCCUGGGCACUUCUUCCAGUGUCAUUGUUCCUGCUUGGCACCAUUGGAUUCUGGGCUGUCUAUGGGAUAGCUGUGUCAAAUAAUUCCGUUAAUCUCACUGUUGAGUUUCCUUAUAUCAGUACCUGUGGCUCCUACACACCGCAGAGCUGCUACUUUGCUCAGAUUCUCAAUGUUGGGGCAUUUCUGGUGAUUUGGAUCUGCCUCAUCCGAUACCAACAGAUCAAAGAUUAUGGGCAGCAUUCCCGUUUGAACACGGCCAGCCUGGUCUUGGGGGUUAUCUGUGCUAUCGGGAUAAGCGUUGUGGGGAACUUUCAGCAAACUGUUCUGAUGGGGGUCCACCUGUUUGGUGCCUUCUUGGCCUUCUUCAUCGGACUGGCAUACUUCUGGACUCAGGUCUAUCUCACUUUUACAGUGAAGCCGAACCACGGUGGAAAGUGGAUUGGGCCCAUGAGAACCUUCCUUUGCAUCAUUUGUACCGUACUGAUCAUCAGCAUGGCGGUCCUCCACAAAACUGGCUCCCGGAGUGCUGCAGCUGGCUGUGAAUGGCUGGCUGCCAUGACCUUCUUCAUGCUCUUUGCCUCCUUUGCAGUGGAAUUCAGGCACGUGGAUCGACACUCCUACCACGUGAUGCUCAAAGAAGUCGAUAUAACGGGCCAGUAA